Messenger RNA from Trachemys scripta elegans, 1389 nucleotides. RefSeq lists its product as uncharacterized. NCBI's taxonomy places the organism in Eukaryota, Metazoa, Chordata, Testudines, Emydidae. The record is from RefSeq and is a predicted model, not a curated record. Gene Ontology annotation, molecular function: hydrolase activity. Gene Ontology annotation, biological process: nucleotide catabolic process. Bases 1 to 1389 code for a protein of 462 amino acids. The transcript has 6 exons.
AUGGAGCCUUUGUUACUUCAGGAGCAGGGCGGCUCCCCCUUUUCCGCUGCAGCUGGGCCUGGGGACAAGGACAGCCCCAGCCCCUGCUCAGAGCUCCUAGACGAGAGCCAGAGUGACCUAGUCAUCCUCCACUUCAACGACGUGUAUGAGGUGGAGUCCAGGCAGAAGGAGACGGUAGGAGGCGCUGCCAGAUUUGCUGCAGCUAUAAAAAAGUUCAGUUCCCUGAAUCCACUUAAAAUAUUUAGUGGAGACUGUUUAAAUCCAUCAGGUUUAAAUUCAAUAACAAAAGGAAAACAUAUGAUUCCUAUAUUAAAUGCAGUGGGAGUACACUUCGCAGUCUUUGGAAAUGAUGAAUUUGAUUUUGGUGUUGAUGUUCUGGAAGAUUAUAUACAACAAAUGAAAUUUCCAUGGUUCCUCAGCAAUGUAUAUGACAGAUUUACCUCUAAACCACUAGGCCAUGGCUCAGUAAAAAAAGUAGUUAAAUGGAAUAAUACGAAAAUUGGUUUAAUGGGAUUAGUAGAAGAAGACUGGCUGGAUACCUUGCCUACCAUUAACAAAUCAAACCUAAACUACAUAGAUUAUGUCAAAGUAGGUAAUAAAAUAUCUGCAGAACUUAAAGCAGAGGGAGCAGGACUUAUAAUUGCUAUGACACACAUGAAAUGGAUUAAUGACAUCAGACUUGCCCAGAACACGCAAGGAAUAGAUCUGGUUCUGGGCGGCCAUGACCAUGAUUAUGGAAUCAAAAAGGUGACUGGAACUUGGAUUGUCAAAAGUGGGUCUGAUUUCAGGAAUUUCUCAAAAAUAAAUAUAAGAAAGUUUGGUGCAUCAUUUCAGUAUACAUUUCAAAGGAUUGACAUUUUGAGGAACCUAGAAGAAGAUUCUUUUAUAAAAUCAGUGGUGGAUGAUUGUACUCAAAACCUGCAGCCUCUUUUAGAGGAAGUUCUUUGUCCCAUCGACACAGAAUUAGACGGUCGUGUUUCUACUGGAAAGGAUGGCUAUGUAAUGUUUCAAAAUUGUCCUAGGAUGUAUGAUACAGAAACUGCACAGCUACUUUCUACAGUUGUUGUUAAUCACUUUGAAUCUAUCAAGAUUGUGCAUGGCAUCAAAAAGUGCAUCUCCGGUCACCGAAUGAGUUUAAUUACCAAGUCCAAAUCAGCAUCACUAACAGCAAUAACAUCAAUGCUAAGGACUAAAUUACAGCUGCUUGAACAGGGACGUGUUGGAGGCAAUGAAGAUGCAGGAGGCCUUUCCUCAUUCCAAUGUACUCAUGCAAGGGGCAAACGUGUAAGCAUUAGGAGUGCAAGUUGUGGGAAGGAGUUUAGUACUGCUGGUGGCUCUGGGGAAGGAGUGGUAUUUGGUUUAGAAAAGGCCACCGUUCCCAUCAAGUAG